GGCAGCCGAUGCCGCGUACGUGAUAAACAACAUUAGGCUGGAAUUUGAUAAGCUCAGUCAUGAAGGUCUCGCGAGCGCCAUGAUGUCGAGGUAUGCAAGAUUGGCCCUGCCAUACGAAAGAAUACUCCGUAGCAAGAUUAAAAGAAUUAAGUAUGCAGCGUUUAUUAAUUCAUCAUGCUAAACAAGUUGUUAAAGUUUGUGAAAAUGGUGAACUCGUGUUGUGUGGUGAACAAACAAAAACUGUUUCAUUACUGGACAGCAAAGAUGGUGAAACUGGCUAUUCUUUAGUGGUGAAUGAAAAAGGUGCAAUUGAGGCAAUUGGAAGUGACAUUGAAAUCAAAAAAAGGUUCUCUGAUGGCUGUUUUACAAAAGAGAUUGAUGCCAGUGGAAAAUGUGUGCUGCCAGGUCUAAUAGAUGGCCACACACAUCCUGUGUGGUUAGGAGACAGAGUGCAUGAAUUUGCCAUGAAGUUGGCUGGAGCCACCUACAUGGAUAUUCAUAAGAUGGGUGGCGGUAUACACUUCACCGUGCAGCAUGUCGAAGAUGCAACUGAAGACGAACUAUAUGAUGCUCUUUUGAAGAGAUUGCAUGCCAUGCUUCGAUGUGGGACAACAACAAUCGAAGCAAAAAGUGGUUAUGGUUUGGACGCAAAAAACGAGAUAAAGAUGCUGCGUGUGUUAACUCGAGCGCAAAAGGAAUUUCCUAUGAUUGAAAUAUCCAGUACAUAUUGCGGUGCUCAUGCUAUUCCAAGAGGCAAAACAAUGGAAGAAGCUACAGAUGAUAUUGUUAACAACCAGAUCCCCACUAUAAAAAAACUCAUGGAUCAAGGCCAAUUACUCGUUGAUAAUAUUGAUGUGUUUUGCGAAAAAGGAGUUUUCGAUACAGAAGCUAGUCGACAGAUAUUAGAAGCAGGCAAGAAAAUCGGUUUGCACAUCAACUUUCAUGGGGACGAACUACAUCCUAUGAAAUCUGGAGAGCUUGGUGCAUUACUCAAUGCUCGUGCAAUCAGUCACUUGGAAGAAGUCAGCGAUGCAGGUGUUGUGGCUAUGGCGGACAAAUGCGUCACUGCUGUUCUUCUGCCAACAACUGCUUACAUCUUGAAAUUGAAACCACCGCCUGCUCGUCAAUUAAUCGAACAAGGUGUACCUGUAGCUUUGGGCUCUGAUUUUAAUCCAAAUGCAUUUUGCUAUUCUAUGCCAGUUGUCAUGCACAUGGCGUGUUGUAUUUUACGGAUGUCAAUGACAGAGUCUCUGAUUGGCGCAACAUUAAAUGCGGCCGCUUCUAUUGGUUUAUCCAAAACUCAUGGAUCACUUGAGGUUGGCAAGCAAGCUGAUAUACUGAUUAUCGAUGCACCAAAAUGGGAGCAUUUAAUUUACCAAUUCGCCGGUCACGAUCAACUUAUUGAUUACGUCAUUAAACGAGGUGACGUCGUUUACUCCAAAACACCCAUCUAGAUCACCUGCAACAUGAAUCAUGCGAAAAAACGAAAAUUAAUCAACCAUGUAUUACACGUUUUUUAUUAGCAAAACGUUUAUAAACCCAUCUAGGUUCACAUUUGUUCAGCAGCAUAUACUAAGCAUAUCACCAAGCCUUAUUCUAGAGAAACUUGAUGUUUGAUUAUUUCUUUCUAUUAGGAAAUUUCAUAUGCUUAUAAAAAACAAACUAAAAAAAUAGCUAUUUAUUUGGAAAAGUCUAGAGUAUACAGGCUCUUGUCACAAUUAUGGAAAAAAUAUAAUAAAAAAAUGAAGUUAGUUUCGAAAUUCAUUGCCACAAGUAUUGCAGAGUUUGACCACUGGACGCUUUUGUGCAUAUUUAAAAAAAUCUUAUAUAGAGAAAUCUCCUGUGGUUAAAUAAAGUUGUAGCUAUUUGCUCUCGGAUACUUAUUGCAGGACGGGGGUCUAUUUAAUUUUUUAAUCUUCAAGAAAAUGUCAGGAAUCUUUAUUUCAGAUCUAUAAUAUUUUUAUUAACAUGCUGUAUUUAAAUGUACUUUUUUUUAGUACAAUCCGAGCUUUUUUUCAUGCUUACCCCCCUGCAGAUUAAAUUGAGCUUGGAACUAUGUUAAAAAUACCAAUAUAUAUAGAUAGACAUA
Molecule: messenger RNA, 2089 nt
Organism: Hydractinia symbiolongicarpus
Lineage: Eukaryota; Metazoa; Cnidaria; Hydrozoa; Anthoathecata; Hydractiniidae
Product: probable imidazolonepropionase
Exons: 10
Coding region: 93-1454 (453 amino acids)
Cellular component (GO): cytoplasm
Molecular function (GO): imidazolonepropionase activity
Source: RefSeq, a predicted model, not a curated record